AUGGAAAAAAUAGAAUCAGGAUCACAAAUUUUUUAUCCUUAUAAAUCAAUUGGAUAUGUAAGCUCUGGUGUACCAUUCCAACUUAGAGCCGAAAACCUUCAUUAUUCAAUUAUGUUGGCAAUUGGCAAUUCAUUUCAAUUAUUAAAUUCAAUUAAAUUACACCCAAGAUUAAUAUCAAAUUCGCAAGAAGGCAAAAUUAGAAGUAUGGGUUUUUAUAAAAAAGAAUAUUGUUUAACAAAUAAUAAAAAAGAAAUAAAUUUAUGGAAAGGACCAAAUUUAGAAUUUAAAUUUAAAGGACAUUCAUCAACAGUCACAAAGAUCAUGGUUUUAGAUAAUAUAUUAUUUUCAUUAACAAAAAAUAAUGAAUUUUUCAUGUGGGAUAUAAACAGUCGUUUAAUUUUUGAAGAACAAUUACCACAGUUUGAUGCAUCAACACACAGAAUCACAUCAUUUAUUCAUCCAACAGGUUAUUUUAACAAAAUUUUAAUUGGUUUCGAAUCAGGAGAAUUACAACUUUGGAAUAUUAAAACAAAAAAGAAAAUUUAUACUUUUAAAGCAUUUGGUAUUCAAGAGUCAAUUACAACCAUCGAACAAUCACCAGUUUUAGACGUUGUAGCAAUUGGUUUUAAUGAUGGCACCAUUAUAAUUCACAAUAUAAAGUUAGAUAAAUCAUUAGUUAAAUAUCAACAAAAAGGUCGUGUAAAUUCAAUUUCAUUUAGAACUGACGGUCUUAAACAACAUAUUGCAUCUAGUGGUCCAGCUGGUGAUAUUUUAGUAUGGGAUUUAGAAAAGAAUAAACAAUUUCAUCAUAUGGUUUUAGCUCAUGGCUCAGAAUGCUCAAAAGUUCAAUUCCUUCGUGAAGAGCCAAUUCUUGUUUCGACUGGUUUUGAUAAUUCAAUUAAAAUGUGGAACUUUAAUGGUGUAGAUGGUUUACCUGUACUUUUAAGAGAGCGUGCCGGUCAUUUAGAUCCACCAAAGGCCACCGAAUUCUUUGGCGAUGAUGAAAAUUCAAUUGUUUCAAUGUCAAAUCAAUCAAUACGUUAUAUUUCUUUAGCUGCCUCAACUAUUAAUCACGAAAUGUCAAAAAAGAAAAUGAAAAAUGAAAUGAAAUCAUUCAAGGGCUUCUCAUCAAAUUUCCGUAGAAAUCGUAGUUGGGAAACUGCUGUAUCUAUCCAUAAUGACUCAAAAAUUGCUUUCUCUUGGGAUUGCAGCGAGCUAUCUGUUAAAAAACAAUUUAAUAUUAAAUCACCAAUUUCCUUUACUAAAAUCUCAUCAUGCGGUAAUUUCGCAUUCUUUGGUACUGUUUUUGGUAACAUUUACAAAUUUAACAUUCAAUCUGGUAUCAAAAGAGCAAAAGCCAUCAGCCCACAAAAAACAGCAAUUACCUCAAUUCUCGUUGAACCAACAAAUCAAUAUAUUAUUACAAGUGGUUUAGAUUCAUGUAUAAACUAUUGGGAUUUUAAAACUUUAUCAUUAUUACACACAAUAGAUAUAAAUGACAUUAGAAUUAGAAUUACAAAAAUGAAUUUACAUCAAGAUUCAGGUAUUUUUUCAGUUUGUUCAGACGAUCGUUAUGUACGUUUAUUUGAUAUUGAAACAAGAAAUAUGGUUAGAAAAUUCAAAAUCAAUGGAAAAAUUAUUGAUGCUAUUUUUAAUCACGAUGGUCGUUGGGUUAUAGUUUGUACAGAUAAUGAUUCAUUAAUUCGUAUUUUCGAUAUUCCAUCAGGCAAGAUGAUUGAUUGGUUCAAGAUGCCAAAACCAAUUACAAGCAUCAGUUUUUCACCAAAAGGCGAAUAUUUAAUAACAACUCAUACCGGUCAGCUUCCAAUCUAUUUAUGGAGUAAUCAAUUCCAUUUUGGUUCAGUUUUCCUCAAAGAGCCACCAACCCAACCACGUAUUAUUAAUUUACCAUCACAAGUAGUUGAAAUUACUCAAAAUAUUUCCGACGAUAGUGAUUCAAAUGAAGAAGACGGAAAAUCUAAAAUUAAACAAAUCGAUAGUUUAAUUACAUUAUCACAAGAUAUUGCCAAAAGCAAAUGGCAAACCCUUUUAAAUUUAGAUAUUAUUAAAGAAAGAAAUAGACCAAUUCAACAAAAGGCGAAACCAGAAUUAGCACCAUUCUUUUUAUCCACCAUCGAAGGUUUAGAACCAAAAUUCGUCAAGGCAGAUAUUGUUAAUCCACUCACCCCACAAGUUAAAGAAAAUGGUACCAGAACUAAAUUUAAUUUAUCUUUAGAACAAGGUUAUAAAAAUCAAGAUUAUUCAUCAAGUUUAUCAAUAUUAAAAUCAUUAGCACCUUCUGGUAUCGAUUUUGAAAUUAGAACAUUAACCUCCACCGAUGAUUAUGCUGAUAUCCAUUAUAUGUUCGAUUUCAUAGUCUAUCAAUUAUUAUCAAAUAAUGACUAUGAUUUCAUUCAAUCUAUACUUAGCGUUACCCUUAAAGUUCAUGGUUAUUUACUUUAUACUCCAGAUUUCAAAAGAGAUUUAAGACAAUUAUUAUUAGCUUUCAAUACUCCUUGGUCAAAAAUUCAAGAGUUAUUCCAUUCAAAUAUUUGUAUGUUAAGAUAUUUUACAAAUACUUUAAAUAAUUAA
Dictyostelium purpureum is the source of this 2592-nucleotide messenger RNA. RefSeq lists its product as uncharacterized. NCBI's taxonomy places the organism in Eukaryota, Evosea, Eumycetozoa, Dictyosteliales, Dictyosteliaceae. Gene Ontology annotation, cellular component: Pwp2p-containing subcomplex of 90S preribosome; small-subunit processome. Gene Ontology annotation, biological process: rRNA processing. The record is from RefSeq and is a predicted model, not a curated record. The coding region runs from base 1 to 2592 and encodes 863 amino acids. The transcript is spliced from 5 exons. Gene Ontology annotation, molecular function: protein binding.